Molecule: messenger RNA, 1100 nt
Organism: Tupaia belangeri chinensis (Chinese tree shrew)
Lineage: Eukaryota; Metazoa; Chordata; Mammalia; Scandentia; Tupaiidae
Product: myopalladin
Exons: 2
Coding region: 198-1100 (300 amino acids)
Molecular function (GO): protein kinase activity
Source: RefSeq, a predicted model, not a curated record
CAGCUUCUUACAGCCAUCUUCACCGAAACUAAGGUUAACUCCUCACUCUCUAUGGACGGCUACUCUCUAUUUCCAAGGGCGUGAAGAAUUUUCCUUUUCUCCUGUGCUUUCAUCUAAAAGUUCUCCUUGGAUAAUUAUCAUCGCAGAGGAGUGCCUGGGUUGGACAUCCUCAUCUGGGUCAACUAAAAAAAGAAAGCAUGCAAGACGACAGCAUAGAAGCUUCUACAUCUAUAUCUCAGCUUCUAAGAGAGAGCUAUUUAGCUGAAACCAGACAUCGGGGAAACAACGAGAGGAGUCGAGCAGAGCCUUCCUCCAACCCUUUCCAUUUCGGCAGUCCUUCUGGGGCUGCUGAAGGAGGAGGCCAAGAUGACCUUCCAGAUCUUUCAGCCUUUCUGAGUCAAGAAGAAUUAGAUGAAAGUGUCAAUCUGGCAAGAUUGGCCAUCAAUCAUGACCCUUUGGAGAAAGCUGAUGAAGCUCAAGCUAGAAAACGUCUUUCUUCUGAUCAGAUGAAAUACUUAUCUAAACCAAGCUUUGAGCCUAACUUCUGCCAGGAUAACCCUCGAAGUCCUACCAGCUCUAAAGAGAGCCCCCAGGAGGCAAAAAGGCCACAGUAUAGUUCUGAAACCCAGUCCAAGAAAGUAUUCUUAAAUAAGGCUGCCGAUUUCAUCGAAGAGCUAUCCUCUCUUUUCAAAGCCCAUAGCUCCAAAAGGAUUAGACCUCGUGCUUGCAAAAACCACAAGAGUAAAUUGGAAUCUCAAAGCAAAGUUAUGCAGGAAAACAGUGCCAGUUUCUCAGAUCUGUCAGAAAGACGAGAACGAUCUUCUGUUCCCAUCCCUAUUCCCGCAGAUACCCGGGAUAAUGAAGUGAAUCAUGCCCUUGAACAGCAGGAAGCCAAGAGGCGUGAAGCUGAGCAGGCUGCCAGUGAGGCAGCUGGUGGAGACACCACCCCAGGGUCUUCACCUUCAUCUUUGUACUAUGAAGAACCUCUGGGGCAACCUCCCCGGUUCACUCAAAAGUUACGGAGCAGGGAAGUUCCAGAAGGAACCCGAGUACAGUUGGAUUGCAUAGUGGUAGGAAUUCCACCACCGCAAGUAAGGUAA